AGUUUCUUGCUGGCAGGAGGAAACUGAUCGUGGCAUAACAGAGAUGUAGUGUAGAGCUCGCUGGGACUCCGCGGCCAGUCGUCUGUCACUUCCACCGGGGACCAUUAGUCCGACAUUACCGAGGCAUGGGAAGGACCGUAUCCAUUGUUGUGCACGGUUAACGUUACACUGCAUGGACUCGUUGCGUAAUGCGACCGAGAGGAGCUGCCAUCGCGGGGAGACGUCUGUGGUUCGGGACGGUGUUGUCGGAGUAGCUAGUUGCUAGCGCCGGGCUAGCGGCUGUGCGGACUACUUCGUACCGUAUUUGUAAGGAUGCUCCGGUGGAUACGACAACAGCUGGGCUUUGACCCCCCUCAUCAGAGUGACACCAGGACGGUUUAUGUGGCAAAUCGUUUCCCCCAGCAUGGCCACUACGUACCGCAACGCUUUGCUGACAACAGAAUCAUCUCUUCUAAGUACACAAUUUGGAAUUUUGUCCCAAAGAAUCUGUUUGAGCAGUUCAGAAGGAUUGCCAACUUCUAUUUCCUCAUCAUUUUCCUUGUACAGUUAAUGAUAGACACCCCAACUUCCCCAGUCACCAGUGGCCUGCCUCUCUUCUUUGUGAUCACAGUAACUGCCAUAAAACAGGGCUACGAGGAUUGGCUAAGACACAAAGCAGACAACGAGGUGAACGGGGCUCCAGUUUUUGUGGUUCGCAGUGGAAGUCUCGUACAGACAAGAUCCAAGAACAUCAGGGUGGGGGACAUCGUUCGUGUGGCUAAAGAUGAAACGUUCCCAGCAGACCUGGCGUUGCUGUCAUCAGAUCGUGCAGAUGGCACCUGUCACAUCACCACAGCCAGCCUUGAUGGAGAAACCAACCUUAAGACUCACUUCUCUGUGGCGGAGACAGCAGUGUGUCAGUUGGUGUCCCAGCUGGAGGCUCUGCAGGCUGUGGUGGAGUGUCAACAACCGGAAGCCGACCUGUACAGGUUUGUCGGUCGGAUUACGGUGACUCAACAAGGAGAGGAGAUAGUCAGGCCGCUGGGUCCAGAGAGCUUGCUGCUGAGAGGAGCCAGGUUGAAAAAUACCAAAGAGAUUUUUGGUGUGGCGAUUUACACAGGGAUGGAGUCCAAGAUGGCCCUCAACUAUAAGUGCAAGUCCCAGAAACGAUCUGCAGUAGAGAAGUCCAUGAAUACCUUCCUACUCAUCUACCUGGGCAUCUUGCUGUUUGAGGCCGUCCUUAGCACCAUCUUGAAGUAUGCCUGGCAGGCUGAAGACAAAUGGGACGAGCCUUUCUACAACCAAAAGACUGAACAAGAGAGAAACAGCAGUCCGAUAUUGAAGUUCAUCUCUGACUUCUUGGCAUUUCUGGUCCUCUAUAACUUCAUCAUCCCCAUCUCGCUCUACGUAACUGUGGAGAUGCAAAAGUUCCUGGGUUCCUUUUUCAUUGGCUGGGAUUUAGACCUUUACCACGAGGAGAGCGACCAGAAAGCUCAGGUCAACACCUCUGACCUCAAUGAGGAGCUGGGACAGGUGGAGUAUGUCUUUACGGAUAAGACGGGCACGCUAACAGAAAAUGAGAUGCAUUUCCGCGAGUGUUCAAUUAACGGAGUCAAAUACCGGGAAGUUAAUGGCAAACUGGUACCAGAGGGAAUGACUGACGAUUCACCAGAUGGUUCUACGCCUCAACUGAUUGGUGAGGAACUGUUAUUUCUCAAGGCGGUGUCAUUGUGUCACACAGUUCAGAUCAGCUACGACCAGCCAGACUGCCUGGUUGGGGGAGGAGACCCGUUCUCCCACGCAAAUGGUUUCUCUUCCAACAACAUGGAAUACUACGCCUCUUCACCAGACGAGAAAGCUUUAGUAGAGGCAACAAAGAGGAUUGGAGUGGCUUUCACUCGCAGCAGUGGAGAUACCCUGGAGCUCAAAACAUUUGGCAAGUCAGAGAAAUUUAAACUGCUUCAUCUGUUAGAGUUUGAUGCUGACCGCAGGAGGAUGAGCGUCAUACUGCAGACUCCCUCAGGUGGCAAAGUGUUGUUCACCAAGGGCGCAGAGUCGGCCAUCUUGCCUUUCAGUACCAGCGGUGAGAUAGAAAAGACGAGACUGCACGUUGACGAGUUUGCCUUGAAAGGUCUGCGGACCUUGGUUGUUGCAUGUCGCCACUUCAGCCCAGAGGAAUACAUUGAUGUGGACAAGCAUCUGAACGCUGCCCGCACUGCGCUGCAGCAAAGGGAGGAGAAACUGCAGGAAGCCUUCAGCUACAUUGAGAGAGACCUGCAGCUGCUUGGAGCAACAGGGGUUGAGGACAAACUCCAAGACAAAGUCCAGGAGACCAUUGAGGCUCUACGGCUGGCAGGGAUCAAAGUAUGGGUGCUGACAGGGGACAAACAUGAGACCGCAGUCAGCGUCAGCCUGUCCUGUGGUCACUUCCAUCGAACCAUGAACAUCCUGGAGCUUCUGCAGCAACGGUCUGAUAACGAGUGUGCGGAGCAGCUCCGCAGACUAGCCAGGAGGAUAAAGGAGGACCAUGUCAUACAGCACGGGUUAGUCGUGGAUGGGGCCAGUCUGUCUUUAGCCUUGAGGGAACACGAGAAGCUCUUUAUGGAAGUGUGUAAAAACUGUUCAGCUGUGCUGUGCUGCCGCAUGGCCCCGCUGCAGAAAGCUAAGGUGGUGCGUCUUUUUAAAACCUCCCCAGAGAAACCCAUCACUCUAGCUAUUGGGGAUGGAGCAAAUGAUGUCAGUAUGAUACAAGAAGCUCAUGUGGGCAUAGGUAUCAUGGGGAAGGAGGGUCGUCAGGCUGUGAGAAACAGUGACUAUGCAAUUGCCAGGUUUAAGUUCCUGGCAAAACUUUUGCUUGUCCACGGUCACUUCUACUACAUACGAAUAGCUACGCUUGUACAGUACUUUUUCUACAAGAAUGUGUGUUUUAUCACGCCACAGUUUUUAUACCAGUUCUUCUGUCUGUUUUCACAACAAACUCUGUAUGACAGUGUUUAUCUGACACUGUACAACAUCUGCUUCACCUCGCUGCCCAUCCUGGUGUACAGUCUAUUUGAACAGCUGAUCCAUCCACACGUACUGCAGAGUAAACCUGGCCUGUACAGGGACAUCAGCAAGAAUUCUAUGCUGUCUUUCCGGACGUUCCUGUACUGGACUUUGUUGGGCUUCUGUCACGCCUUCAUCUUCUUCUUCGGAUCCUACAUACUGAUGGGGGAGGACACCACACUUAUGGGCAAUGGACAGAUGUUUGGGAACUGGACAUUUGGAACGCUGGUCUUUACUGUCAUGGUCAUCACAGUCACGUUAAAGCUUGCUUUAGAGACUCAUUUCUGGACGUGGAUGAACCAUUUUGUGACGUGGGGUUCGAUUGCCUUCUACUUCAUCUUCUCUCUCUUCUAUGGAGGCAUCAUCUGGCCAUUCCUCCACACCCAGGACAUGUACUUUGUAUUCGUACAGCUGUUGUCCAGCGGUUCAGCCUGGUUUGCCAUCAUCAUCAUCAUCAUAACUUGCCUCUUUCCUGAUAUGGUGAAGAAGGUCUUCUAUCGACAUCUGCAGCCCACCAGCACACAGAAGAGUCAGUCUCUAUCAACCCCCCAGACGCAGGCCCUCAGCUGUGUGGAGUCCCUGUGCUGCUACCAAAAUGGGCAGAGCGGCUGUUCCCGCCUGGGCGGCCUCCUGGAGCAAAUAGCCGGGCGGUGCCAGACCAGCGGCAACAGGUCUUGGAGCGACACGGAGAACUUCUACUCCAACGAUCGCAGCAUCCUGACGCUGUCACCCAUCGAGGCCACCCACUGCUGACUCCCAUGGCUGCUGACUGUAAAAACAAAGAUCUGGGCGAGAGCUUCUACUCCACAUAAUAUUCCCCCGAACCCCUCUGCCGCCAUUUUAUAAACCUACUUCAGUUUAAGUUCACUGCAUUCUCAGCUGGAUGCAGCACGGAUGCAUCAUCAGAAACCAAAGGGACUUGGCUCAGUGCAGCAGUCUGCUUUAUCCUUUACCAAUUCCUUUACCCAGCAGGAAUGAAGUCUUAGUAAAAAAGGUUGAGAAGGACGUGUAAUAAAAGCUGCAACAUGGAAAGGAAACAAAACAUGAGGUGUGGAGCAAGUCAGCAUCUGAGCAGCAACACUUAGCACAUCCCUGCUGCAAGUUUUGCAAAAGUAUCUGAAAUCAUCAUCAUUUCAAUUCAGGACUUUUUUUUUUAAGUUAAAGAGACGUUACAGCUAACAGGUGCAGCUCGCUGAGACCAGCCCUGGUACAGUCAGCUUGGAGCAUUUUAGCAUAAGGACUGUAGUUUAACCUAGGUGUUUUGGACAUGCUGAUUAACCUCAAUAGAGGACUGAGACUCAAGGAUCGUCUAUGUAGCACCCGGUCUGAAGCUCCACAAAGUCAGACUGCAUUAUGAGUACUUCUCAGAGGUGUGUCGGCUUGCAGCCCAACAUCAUGUUGCUUCUAUAAACUUCCAUGGACUUCCUCUUUAAGCUUCCAGCCCCGCUGCACCAUUGUUUCUCAUUCGGAUGAAAAAGGUAGACUAAGUGUAGGUUUCAGAGCUUUGCUGUUUCUGUUAACAUCCACACUUAUUUCCUUAGUACCUACAGUAGUCCCUAGAUACUGUACAAGGAGAUUAACCUGUACCGUGUUACCAAAGACCAAAGGAUUCAGACUGGAAAAACUGAUAAACUCUUUAUUUUUGUGCCUGAUUGUACAGAAGCUUAUAUUGUUAUUUAGAGGACUAUCAUUAUUGUUUGUGCUGCUCCCCCGUCUGACUGUUCAGGCCUUUGUGCCCCUGCCCUGAAGGAGGACUGAUGGGGCAUAUUCAAAAAGCCAUACAUUUUAUGUUAUUGAUAGAUUAUUGAAGGUACUGCAGAAAGAAGCUGUUUAAGCCUAUUGCCGUUACUUUGUGUCUGGAAACUUGUUCCCCUUGAAUGCCUUUUCUCCUUAAGCCGCUUUAGCAAAGGCAUCUCAGCAUUAAAGACCAUGAUGCUCAGGGAAUAUUUUGAGGGAACAGGAACAGGGUCUAAGGCUCACUUAAAGAUGUUUUUACUGGUACAAUCAUCCCUCUGUUGCCUUAAAAUAUAUCCUAAGCAUCAGAGCAGAUAAUGGUACUAUUUCUAUUUCAGCAAUACAAAAGUGGCUUCUAUGGCGAGAUGCUUUUCCAAUGGCUGAUGCACGUCGACCCAGACAGCAGAAUGUCUCAAUCCUUAGAGAGAUGGCUAUAUCAGAUAAAUAUAAUAAAGCUUCUACAGAGGUGAAAAGAAAAGCAGAGCGCUUGCACGAGUCACAUAUCAAAAUCACAUUUUGUUAUUUCUCAAUUCAUUGCUUCUCUGUUAUCAUUGAAAUCAUCUGAAUCAUGUUUUUUGCUGUUUUGUUCUAUCCACCUGUUGAUGAAGUGUGCGUAAGUGUGUGUGUGUGUGUGUAAGUGUUGGUGUGUUUCUUGUAUGGCAGCCAUGUUGAUUGGAAGGACGGUACAUAGCCUUGUUGUAAGCUCGUUGUACGAUCUCAGUGGCCACAUGCUGUCUGCAGGUAAAAGGUCAAAUGGUUCUCUUUGAUGCUUGGUUUGACCUCUCUUCUUCCAAAACAGGUGAAAUGAGGAACUGUGUGACAGUUCUUAUUUGUAGGAGAUUUCAGUUGACUCCAGAAGUGUAAUGCACAAACGUUUCAAGACAACCGUUUUAAACUUGACAUCAACAACAUCCAGUAGCCACAUGCUGUGUGUAGCGUUGUUGUAAGCUCGUUGUACGAUCACAGUGGCCACAUGCUGUCCGCAGGUCAAAUCUUUCUCUUUGAUGCUUCGUUUGACCUAUCCCCCCCCCCCAAAAAAAAAAGGGUGACUAGAGGAAACGUUAUCCGAUUCUUAUUUGUAGGAGAAUUCAGUUGACUCCAGAAGUGUAAUGUAGUAACGUUUCAAGACAACCAUUCUAAACAACAACCACACAUCAACGAUCAGUACACGCCUCAGCUCACACAGGGGACGAUGUUUUUGUUGCUAUGGUUACUGUUUAAAGAAAUCAGAUUGUCAAUAUUUUUUUGUCGGUCAAUUCAUUGAAUAUUCUCCAUGUUUAUUUUCUAUAUGGUACACAUUGUUUGAUGCAUACCUGGGCCUGUUAACGAUUAUACAGGUGCAACUGACAAUGAAAGAGUCUAUUUAUUAUUGCGGUACUUUUUUCUGUGUUUGUGUUGAACUUACAUAUUAUUAUAACGGGUGUCCAGUGCUUUACUUUUUCUCUUGAUCGUAGACAUGUAAUCAGGAAGUCAAACCUUUAUCGAAGCUCUUUGUUUGUUUGACCUGAAGGGUGACAGCUUGGAGUGGUCAGCCUGAAAUAAGCAGGAUGUUUUAGCAAAAGGACACUUAGGAACUUCCAGUUAUAUCUAUCUUUCCUUUUACAACCCAACAGGUAACGAUCAGGCCACAUUAACACAGGAUAUUACCUUUUUUUGUUAUUAAACAUUUGUGUUCAUACUGCUAUAAAAAUGUCUGCCUGGAUACCUUUGAUAUCUGUAAUCUGUACCUGGAUAUGGAAAAAUACAUGUUAAUUCUGUUUUAUUGAGGUACUUCUGUCGGUAAAUUUACUCACCAUGGAGAACAGUACUCAGCCUGUAAAACUAGUUGUAUAAUGUGCUCUGUGGCUCUGAAGAGAGCUUUCUGAAGUCUAAGAAAUCCUAAAAAAAGAGUUCUUGACGUUAUAAGCUAGGGGCAUGAAACAGGCAGGAAUCGUUCGUAAGAUUGAAGCUAUUGAGUGUCGAUAUGGGAAUUGUAGACUCUAGUCUUUUUUGAGAUUGACUCACACAAGGGACUUAAAAUUAGGAUAUGUUAAAUUCUGUUGCAUUGAUUUUGACCAUCAUUUUUGUAUCCAAAUAUAAUAUUUAUUAAUCCAAGAGAACCAUUUAAAUACCUUAAAAAAGGUCAAAUUUGAUUCAGCAGAGGCAGAAAUAGACAGAAAACCAAUAGACAGAAAACCAAAAGCUGGACAACCUUCUUCUCUGGAAUCGGCAAUAAACUACAGAGGAGGUAAGACGAGUCCUAUCUGGCCAAAGGCAGAGA
This is a messenger RNA of Anoplopoma fimbria (sablefish), 7018 nucleotides long. It is a transcript of the gene atp11b, whose product is annotated as ATPase phospholipid transporting 11B (putative). Gene Ontology annotation, biological process: phospholipid translocation. NCBI's taxonomy places the organism in Eukaryota, Metazoa, Chordata, Actinopteri, Perciformes, Anoplopomatidae. The record is from RefSeq and is a predicted model, not a curated record. Gene Ontology annotation, cellular component: recycling endosome; trans-Golgi network; plasma membrane. Gene Ontology annotation, molecular function: ATP binding; ATP hydrolysis activity; ATPase-coupled intramembrane lipid carrier activity. The transcript is spliced from 30 exons. The coding region runs from base 313 to 3777 and encodes 1154 amino acids.